UUUUGAAAUGAUUGUCCUGGCAUGGUUUCCGUACUUUAUAUGCACCUGAUUGGUUGGUUUCGCUGCACGCCGAGCACAAUCGUUUGUGAAUCGUUUAGCAGUUUAGGUGAAGAUGAGUCUCAGAAAACAAACCCCCAGUGACUUUCUGAAGCAGAUUAUCGGCAGACCCGUGGUGGUCAAGCUCAACUCGGGCGUUGAUUACAGAGGUGUUCUGGCCUGUCUGGAUGGUUACAUGAACAUCGCUAUUGAGCAGACAGAAGAGUACGUCAACGGGCAGCUCAAGAACAAGUAUGGAGAUGCCUUUUUGAGAGGAAACAAUGGUAAGGAAGUAUAUAUAUUUUUUAUAAAUAAAACUGUAUACAGCGACUUUUGUAAGUGGUGUCAAUGAAAAAUACAUUUCCUA
Gambusia affinis (western mosquitofish) is the source of this 403-nucleotide messenger RNA. Its product is annotated as U6 snRNA-associated Sm-like protein LSm6. Gene Ontology annotation, biological process: mRNA splicing, via spliceosome; maturation of SSU-rRNA. The transcript has 3 exons. The record is from RefSeq and is a predicted model, not a curated record. Gene Ontology annotation, molecular function: RNA binding. Gene Ontology annotation, cellular component: U6 snRNP; nucleolus; U4/U6 x U5 tri-snRNP complex. NCBI's taxonomy places the organism in Eukaryota, Metazoa, Chordata, Actinopteri, Cyprinodontiformes, Poeciliidae. The coding region runs from base 113 to 388 and encodes 91 amino acids.